This is a messenger RNA of Volvox carteri f. nagariensis, 1431 nucleotides long. RefSeq lists its product as uncharacterized. Gene Ontology annotation, molecular function: GTPase activator activity; small GTPase binding. NCBI's taxonomy places the organism in Eukaryota, Viridiplantae, Chlorophyta, Chlorophyceae, Chlamydomonadales, Volvocaceae. The record is from RefSeq and is a predicted model, not a curated record. The transcript is spliced from 7 exons. Gene Ontology annotation, cellular component: cytosol; nucleus; perinuclear region of cytoplasm. The coding region runs from base 1 to 1137 and encodes 378 amino acids. Gene Ontology annotation, biological process: nucleocytoplasmic transport; activation of GTPase activity.
AUGACACCCACCCCCGGCCUGCCCGUACCGACAGGUCACCCGCACCUCACCACACUUGAUCUGGGUCAGAACGGUAUUGGCGACUCGGGUGCCGCUGCGCUGGCUGAGGCCCUCAAGCUCAACACACGGCUGCAGAGACUGGACCUGAGCGGGAACGCCAUUGACAAGGAGGGGGCGGCGGCGCUGGCGGCGGCAGUAGCCGCGAGCAGCACCUUAGAGGUGCUCGUCCUAACCGACAACUACCUUGGCGAGGCGGGUGCCCUUUCCCUAGCCGAUGCCCUCCGCGCCAACAGCAGUCUUCGGGAGCUGCAUUUGAAGGGGAACGAGAUCGGGGACGCGGGGGUGGCAGCCAUAUGCGAGGCGCUCAUGGUGGGCGGGGCGGGGGUUGGGGGUGAGGCUCGCCACGGCGACAUCGCCGUGCUGGAUCUCGGCAACAACAGUCUGACCGAGGCGGGUGCGGCGGUGUUGACCCGCCUGCUCAGCCUCAAGCGCUCACUGAAGGACCUCAACCUCUACAUGAACGACAUAGGGGACAUCGGGGUGGGCAAGAUGGCUCAUGCUAUUGCCGACAACAAGGGCCUCGCAGUGCUGGACCUGGGCGGUAACAACAUAGGGCCCAAGGGGGUGGCGGCGCUGGCUGGGGCGCUCCGGAACCACGGGUCCCUCUCAUCCCUGGAGCUGGGCUACAACCCUCUGGGCCCCGAGGGCACCAAGACGGUCACGGAUCUCGCCAAGUUCAACCUGCCCAAGUUGACGACGCUCAAGAUGGGCUGGUGCAAGGUGGCGGGGGGUGAUGGCGCCCGGGCCUUAUCCGACCUGCUGCUGCUGAACAGCACCCUCUCGCACCUGGAUCUGAGGGGCAACUCACUCGGCAAUGACGGGGCCAUCCUGUUGUCGAGGGGACUGAAGGCUGCUGAGAACAGCAAAUUGGUGGAUCUGGAUCUCGGUUACAACGAAAUCAAGGACGAUGGGGCGUGUGCUCUAGCACAGGCUCUCAAGGCCAAUCCCGAGGGGGCCCCGAAGGAGUUGAAACUCAACUCCAACUACAUCACCAAAUUCGGCCAGGUGGCGCUCAGCGAGGCGGUCGAUAUGGUGUACGACAUGGGCAAGGGCAAGAUGACCACCGUACACUUUUGAGGUCUAUGCCAUGGAGGAAAACGGGGUGAGAGUAAUAUUAGAACUCUGGAGAUAUCCUGUAAAUGGUGUUAGAUGCGACGCACCCACACGCUCGUCGGGUGCGGUCACCAGCUGCUGUUUGUGUGCGUAUGCAAUUCUGUUGCGCGAUUGCUUUUUUGCGGGGUUUGCGGUUUUGCUGCGUUUUUUUGCACGUGCGCGCGUGUUUGUGUUUUUGGGUGUGUGUUUGCGGGUUUGUGUGUUUGUCGGUGUGUGAGGAAUGAAGAGUAUACGACAGCACCCAGACGUAGACGAGAC